AUGCCUUCCCGAAAACGCUCCAACCUAUCGUCGGCUUCUGCUCAAGCCAAACGAGUACGAUUGAGAAGAUUUACAGAAAAUCAACAGCAACGAGAAGAGCGUCUAGCACUGCAACGUUCUAGAAAUGCAACUUCUCGAUCUCAAGAGACUGCUGCUAACCGCGAAUCGCGCAUUGAUGCUAAUAGACGCCGUAACGACGCGUCAAGAUCUGCAGAAAGUGGUGUUCAACGUGAAAGUCGAUUGAGUGCUGACCGGUCUCGCAAAACUGAAGCACGAAUUGGGGAAACUCGGGGAGAACGUGAGUUUCGUUUAAGCUCUGAUCGUAGGCGCCACGAGUUUUCUCGAUCUGAAGAGACGAACUCUGAAAGAGGACAGCGUUUGUCUUCUGACCGCAUCCGCCACGAAACCUCACGUUCUAUAGAAACGCAUGAGGAAAGGGUGUCGCGUCUGUCUGCUGAUCGGACGCAACAUGAAAUCACGCGCUCUCUAGAAACGCAUGAGGAAAGGGUGUCGCGUUUGUCUGCUGACCGCACGCGCCACGAAAUCACGCGCACUCUAGAAACGCAUGAGGAAAGGGUGUCGCAAACGCAUGAGGAAAGAGUGUCGCGUUUGUCUGCUGACCGCACCCGCCACGAAAUCACGCGCACUCUAGAAACAAAUGAGGAAAGAGAGUCGCGUUUGUCUGCUGACCGCAUCCGCCACGAAAUCUCACGUUCUGUAGAAACGCAUGAGGAAACGGUGUCGCGUAUGUCUGCUGAUCGCACGCAACAUGAAAUCUCGCGUUCUGUAGAAACGCAUGAGGAAAGAGACUUGCGUUUAUCUGCUUCUCGAAUUCGUUACUGUGAUAGACAGGAAAUUAACGCUCAUCACCAGGAAGAAGAAAGGAGUCGUGUGCAAGAACUGCGACAAUCACAACACAUUGACAUCCGAAUGGUGCACUUAGAGGAAGACCGUAUGCGCCAUGUCGUUCUUAGGCUGCCUGUUCGCGAUGAUGAUGCUUCCAUGGUAUGCGAUUCGGAAGAUUUACAAUGGACAGAAAUAGAAAAAAGUGCAUUUUAUUAUAACCCGUUAAUAAAAUAUGCCGAUAAUACUAAUCUUGGCUCAAGGAACAAAAGAUGCGCGCAUUGCCGUGCCCUGAAGUGGGAUGGAGAACCCAAAGGAAUGUGUUGCUCAUCUGGCAAAGUUCAUUUAGAAAGGAUACAAGAACCACCAGAACCUUUGAAAGGAUUGUUGAAUGGAGAACAUCCGCAAUCGAAACACUUUUUAAGCAAUAUACGGGCCUAUAACAGUGCAUACCAGAUGACUUCAUUUGGAGCAAAUCAGAUCAUUGAGGGGGCAUUUAUGCCUACUUUCAAGAUACAGGGUCAAGUCUACCAUCUAAUCGGCUCUUUGUUACCGACCGAUGUUCCAAGGUUUCUGCAAAUAUACUUUGUAGAUAAUUACCAAGAGCAAGCAAAUAUUAGGCAGCAACAUAUCCCUAAUUUAGACUCGGGUUUGGUAAGCAGUCUACAAAAUAUGCUUCAUAAUGUGAACCCGUACGUCAACAGCUUUAAAGCGGCACUUGAAUCCGUCUCAGAUGACGAGUGCAGUAAUUACAAGUUUGUAAUUACUGCUGAUAAAAGGCCAAUUGGAUCACAUCCGGGUCGCUAUAAUGCACCAACCACAAAUGAAGUCGCUGUCCUGUUAGUCGACCAGGAUUGCGAUCGGAGGGACAUUGUGAUAUGCACUCAUGACGAUCGACUUCAAAGAAUCAGUGAGACUCAUCGCGCUUAUGAUUCGUUGCAGUAUCCUUUAAUGUUUUGUCGUGGUGAAGACGGAUACAAUUUUGGCGUAUAUAAUGUUGAUCCUCGCACGGGUGCUCCGAAUUUUAAUAAAAAAACUUCUGCAAUGCAGUUCUACAGUUUUUUAAUCCAAUUACGCGAGAAUGAACACAUCUUCUUACACCGGUUUCGGGGCCUUUUUAAUCAAUUUUUAGUGGAUGUAUAUGCAAAAAUUGAAACUGAACGAUUAGUAUUCAUACGCGCCAAUCAGAAGAAACUACGUGCGGAAAAUUACAUAGACCUAAGAGAUGCGUUACAACACGAUGCUGAUGCAGAAAACUUAGAAAAACUAUUCGGAGCGGUCCGCUGCUAUAUGUUUUCAAUCGAAUGGCAAAAGCGUGGGUUGCCUCAUUCGCACAACCUUUUAUGGCUCGAAGAGAAGAUUAGGCCGAACGAAAUUGAUCGAGUUAUUAGUGCGGAAAUCCCGAACCCAGACACCGAUCCCAUUCUACACAACAUUGUCAAAACCAACAUGAUUCAUGGCCCAUGUGGCUCAUUCAAUACAAACUCACCUUGCAUGAAGGAAGGCCUUUGUACGAAGAGGUUUCCGAAAAAGUUCGUAAACGAAACUGUUACUGGUGAAAAUGGAUACCCAUCUUACCGCCGCCGAGCACCUCAAAAUGGCGGUUUCACUGCCGAAGUAAAUAUGCGCGGACAAUACGUUUCAGUUGACAAUCGGUGGGUAGUGCCUUAUUCGCCAGUACUUUCUCGAGCAUUUGAAACUCAUCUGAAUGUAGAAUACUGCGCUAGCGUGGAAUCGAUAAAGUAUAUCUGCAAGUACGUAAAUAAGGGAAGCGACCAAGCGACAUUUGGUUUACAGAGCAGUGAUCGUGACGAGGUGACCAAAUAUCAAUCAGGUCGCUAUAUAAGUACUUCGGAAGCAGUGUGGCGAAUACUUGGCUUUUCCAUCCACGAACGACAUCCUCCUGUAAUGCAUUUAGAUGUCCAUUUGGAAAACGGGCAGCGGGUGUAUUUUAAUCCUGAAAAUGUAAGGGAACGUCUAGAAAAUCCUCCCUCUACCACACUCUUGGCGUAUUUCAAUCUGUGUCAACAAGAUAGUUUUGCACAAACGCUCCUGUACAAUGAAAUACCGUCCUACUACACAUACAAUAAACAAAGAGGAGUAUUUAAUAGACGCCGACGCGGUCAGCCUGUGGAGGGGUUUCCAGAUGUCCAUCGCGAGAACGCAAUAGGACGAGUGUAUACGGUGCAUCCAAGUAAUAGUGAGUGCUAUUACUUGCGGCUUUUGUUGCACACAGUCAGGGGAGCCACUUCAUAUAAAUAUUUGAAGACUGUCAAUGGCGUUGAACAUUCUACCUUUCACGGAGCUUGCUGUGCACUGUGUCUGCUAGAUGACGACCGAAAUUGGUUUGAAACUCUUGAAGAGGCCGUUGUCAGUGAAACUCCCAGUCGACUGCGGCAUUUGUUUGCAGUUAUGAUAGUGUUCUGCGGACUUUCCCAUCCUGUACAGCUAUGGGAGAAAUAUCAGCGGCAUCUGUUAGAAGACUUUCUCUUCGCGGCUAGGCGAGCUGAUGGAGAUAGUAUUGCAGGUUCUGAUGAGCGUGUUAUUAAUCGUUGUCUUUCGUCGCUUCAAGACAUUGUUAUUUCAAUAAGUGGCAAUCCUUUGAGUCAUUACGGUCUUCCAGAGCCGCAGGAAACCACGGAAGCUCAGCGAGUUAGUAGAGAGUAUGCAGCGGAGACAAAUUACAGUUAUUCUGCGAUGACCGAAAUUGUAAACAAUAAUUCUGGGACCCUUACCGAUGAACAAAAGUCUGUAUAUAACAAAAUAUUAACAAGUGUCAAUAAACAGGAUGGCGAAACAUUUUUUUUGGACGCCCCUGGUGGUACAGGCAAAACCUUUUUGACUCGACUACUACUAGCUGAAGUGAGACGACAAGGGAAGAUAGCACUAGCUGUCGCCUCAUCGGGUAUUGCUGCCACUUUACUCCCUGGAGGCAAAACUGCCCACACUAUGUUUAAGAUACCCUUGAACCUCGAUAUAAAUGAAACCCCAGUUUGUGCCGUAUCGCGAAAUAGUGAAAAGGCGAAGAUUCUUGCAGAGUGCAGCCUAAUCGUUUGGGAUGAGUGUACGAUGGCGCACAAGAAGGCCGUGGAAGCAGUCAAUCGCACUCUCCAAGACAUCCGACGAAACAAUCACAUCAUGGGAAGAAUAACUGUUUUGUUUUGUGGGGAUUUCCGUCAGACUCUACCCGUUAUAACCCGCGGAACCAGAGCUGAUGAGGUGAACGCAUGCCUCAAAUGCUCCGUACUCUGGCCACGGGUGCAGAAAUUGAGUCUGACGCGCAACAUGAGAGCACACUUAGGCGGCAACCCCCGUGCGCAAGAAUUUUCAGAUGCUUUGCUAAAAAUCGGCGAAGGUUCAUUUCCCGAAUCGAAUGGAUUAGUAACCCUACCAGAGAAUCUUUGUAAGAUUGUACCUUCGGUGGAGGAACUAAUUUAUUCAGUUUAUGGAGAUGUAUCUCAAAUAACGCAUAAGGACAACAAUUCUUGGCUUUGCGAGCGAGCAAUACUUACGCCCAAAAAUGACCAAGCAGCUGCCAUAAAUCACAGCAUUUUGGAAAAAGUUGCAGGAGACGAGGUGAUAUACCGGUCAAUAAACAUAGUUUUGGACCGAACCGAUGCUACCACUUAUCCAGUAGAGUUUCUUAAUUCUCUUUCUGCCCCCGGACUCCCUGCGCAUAACAUCGUCCUGAAAGUGGGUAUUCCGAUUAUGUUGCUUCGGAACUUAACCCCUCCAAAGUUAUGCAAUGGAACCCGCCUUAAAGUGAUGUCGCUUCGAAAUAAUAUUAUAGAAGCAGAAAUUCUUACGGGCUGUGGAGCUGGUGAAGUAGUUUUCAUACCACGCAUACCCCUAAUUCCAAACAAUUUCCCAUUCCAAUUUAAACGUGUGCAGUUUCCCGUGAGCGUAUGUUUCGCUAUGACCAUCAACAAGUCGCAAGGUCAGACACUUCGAGCCGCCGGUGUCGAUCUCAGAACGAACUGUUUCUCACACGGACAACUAUAUGUUGCUUGCUCACGCGUAACUAGCUCGGACAAUUUGUUUAUAAUGGCUAAUAUGGGUAGAACAUCAAAUGUUGUAUAUAAAGAAAUUCUUUAG
This is a messenger RNA of Rhagoletis pomonella (apple maggot), 4938 nucleotides long. RefSeq lists its product as uncharacterized. The coding region runs from base 1 to 4938 and encodes 1645 amino acids. Gene Ontology annotation, biological process: telomere maintenance; DNA repair. The record is from RefSeq and is a predicted model, not a curated record. NCBI's taxonomy places the organism in Eukaryota, Metazoa, Arthropoda, Insecta, Diptera, Tephritidae. Gene Ontology annotation, molecular function: DNA helicase activity. The transcript has 3 exons.